Molecule: messenger RNA, 1224 nt
Organism: Klebsormidium nitens
Lineage: Eukaryota; Viridiplantae; Streptophyta; Klebsormidiophyceae; Klebsormidiales; Klebsormidiaceae
Source: the annotation of a GenBank genome assembly
AUGUGUUGUGUCAUGUUGCGGGUGCGCAACAAUUGUGUGAAGUUGCGGGUGCGCAGCCAGGUGUGGCAUUGGUGUAACUUGCAAGUGGUGGUAAACGUUGGUGUUUUAAUGGCAACCAGAUAUGCGUCAGCGGUGGUGUCAGUGGAGCGGAGUGCGAGGGUGUCAGAUCGCUACAGUGGGCGGCCGGGGUCAAUGGCGUUGGAGGAUUUUGAAGACAGGCUUGAGGCGGAGUAUGCACGGGCGUGCAUGAAGGAGAAGAAGCUAAGCAGGGCAGAUUUCUUGAAGCAGCUUCCAGCGUUUCUUGAGGAUGAGGCUCUGCAGGUGUGGCGUGGCAAGAGAAAAGACAUCCUCACGCCGCCAAAGGAGGGCGUGAGUGAGUGGGAUCCUCUGGAAGAAGUAGUGGCGUUGUUUCGUGAGGAGUUUGGGGCGGCCAGUGCGGAUAAGGUGCGGGAGUUGAAGACCUUGCAGAAGCGGCCAGACGAGACGUGUCGUAUGCUGAAGGCACGCCUGCAGAGGCUUGCGCGGGAGACGGGCUCAUUGAAUGAGCAGGAUCAGGCAUUGGCCUUUUUGAAGGCCCUACCAAGGUGGCUUAGGGAGAAGGUGGAAGUGAUGCUGUGGGGGGGAAACCGCGGGGGGGUUUCGCUGAACCAAGCAUUCGAGCUGGCGGAAAACAUUGACCUGGGGCAGGCUUUCUCGGAGGAGUUGGAGCCGGAGCCGGAGCGGGUGGUUGAGUUUCCAACGGGGCCUUUCUCAGAAGAGCCUGUUCGGGCGGCCGUGGCAGUCGCAGGGAAGGGCCCGUGUUAUCGUUGUGGGGCGGCAGAUCAUAUUGCCGGGGACUGUCGGGUAAGCAGUAAAGUGCAGUGCAGGGUGUGUCGGAAGACGGGGCAUGCGGAGGCUGCGUGUUGGCAACGCAAUCCAAGUUUGAAGCCGGAAUGGGCAGGCGGUGCAGAGAAGCGGGAGAACGGAAGGCCCGAGCAGGGGGGGGAUCUGCGUGCAGAAGUGACAGCGAUGAAGUCCGAGCUUGGGGAGUUGCGGAGCAUGAUGGCGGAGUUGCUGAAGCGGAGCGAUGGAGGUGGUGGCGGGGCCACAGCUCGUACCAAGGCGGACGUAAUAGCGGCCCGGGGGGGCGUGGUUUUGGAGGAUUGGGAGAUUGGCAGCGACGACGAGCCGACGGAAGAGCGCGCACGUCGCGAGCAGCUUGCGCGCAUCCAUGGGUAUGAUUAG